This is a messenger RNA of Mangifera indica (mango), 2992 nucleotides long. RefSeq names its product ERC protein 2. Gene Ontology annotation, biological process: reciprocal meiotic recombination. The record is from RefSeq and is a predicted model, not a curated record. NCBI's taxonomy places the organism in Eukaryota, Viridiplantae, Streptophyta, Magnoliopsida, Sapindales, Anacardiaceae. The transcript is spliced from 2 exons. Bases 498 to 2828 code for a protein of 776 amino acids.
UAUUUCUCAAGCCAAUGAACAGAAGCCCAAGUCUCAUUUAAUUUGUUCAUGGUGGACGGCGUUCCACGUGUCACAAAAGUGCUUCCAGUCACAUUCAUUUGCUCAUACAUACUCGCAGACGAAGCAAUCUAAAUAUUCGCCUGCUAUUCAGCUGUUCAUCCACCCAGUCUUUCCCAAACUCAAACCCAGAUGGCGCAACCUAAUUGGUUACUGGUUCUAUUACAAUGAUCUUCAAUCUUCCAGAUUUUAUUUUGGACUCCACGUCAGCUAUAUCCCCAAUUACAAAAAAAUGGAAUCGCCGAGAUAAUAGAAAUACGCGGCUCGCUGGCUCGCAUAUAGCUUCCCUCCAUUCUCAGUUUUCUUGCCGUUUCGGAAGAACCUGUCGUCGCCUAAUUGCCGAAUCCACGAGUUUUCAAAGGUGAUUAUUAAGGGAGUUAAUCAGGGCUUAAUGAUUAAUGAUUAAUCUACGCUGCUGGAAUGAGAUCAAGAAGUGAAGCAUGCCGUUUUCAGCCGUUCUUUCUCCCAAUCUUCAAGCUACAAGUCUUAAUCUUUACUCCUCCAGGCUUUGCUUGGUGACAGGGUUUAGGAAACAGAAAAUACCUGGAUUUUUUGUGACAAUUAGGAAAAGAAGAGGGCAAUCUCUAGGGAUUGUGACUUCUCCGAAUUGUGGGCAUUCAAGUGUAUACGAUGAUGGAGCAACUGAACCUGCGAGGAUUCUUCUUGAAAGAUUGUUUGAGCAGACUCAGAAGUUGGAAGAACAGAUGAGCAGAGAUUCUUGUUUACGUCAGGAUGUUUGUCUGGGGUUUAACCUUGAUGUUUUGGAAUCUGAUCUUCGGGCAGCAUUGGCUGCUUUGAAAAAGAAGGAAGAAGAUCUAGAAGACGCAGAAAGAAGGGUUUUCUUGGAGCACGUUGAAUUAAACCGUGCAAAGGAGGAGUUGCAGCUGCGGGAGCGAGAAAUCUCUGUUGCUUGCUCUAGGCAUGAAGAAAUAGAAGAGGAGCUAAGGCAGUCAAAUCUCAAGUUGAUUUCUCAAGCCCGGAAUAUAGAAGACUUAAAACUGCGGCUUAAGGAAAGAGAUCAAGAGAUUGCUUCUGUCCGGUCUGCACUCUGUUUGAAGGAAGAUGAACUAGAAAAAAUGCAAAAUGAAUUGGUGAGGAAGAGUGAGGCAGUUUCCACGAUAGAUUCUGAACUUAAAUGUAGGUCUCGGUUGGUGGAUGAAGCCAAUGAAGUUGUUAAGAAACAAGAAAUCGAGAUUCAAAAUCUCCAUAAAGCCAUUCAAGAUAAAGAAGAAGAGCUAGAAGUUUCUCUGACCAGUAAGGAAUUCAAAAAGGAGAAGCUUAAAGCUGCAGAGGUCAACUUGGAAAAGCGGACCAGAGAAUGGUUAUUGGCUCAAGAAGAACUGAAGAAGCUGGCAGAAGAGGCAUCUAGACACAUGAAAGAAACUAAUGAAACCAUGGAAGACUUUGUGAGAGUGAAGAAGCUUCUUACUGAUGUGAGGUCUGAGCUGGUCUCUUCUCAGAAGUCUUUGGUAUCAUCUAGACAGCUAAUGGCAGAACAAGAGCAACUGUUAAAUAAACAACUAGCCGAACUUGAAGAACAGAAAAAAAGUGUGACUUCUUACAUAACUAGCCUGAAGGAUGCCCAAAUAGAAGUUGAGAGUGACAGAGUGAAGCUUAGAGUUGCAGAUGCUCAAAACAAGAAGCUUGAACAGGAUUUAUCUGCAAAGCAAGAACGGCUAAAAGAGUUACAGGAUGAGUUAAAGAAAGAAAAAUAUUCUUUGCAACAAGCACUCCAGGAGUCGUCCUCACUUCAAGAGGAGCUAAAGCAGAAGAAUUUUGAAUUUGAAGAAACACAGGAACUUCUUAACGUUAAAGAGUCAGAUUUUGUGGAGGCUAAGCUUGAAAUCCAACAUUUAAAAUCCAAGCAGGCUUCACUUCAGCUUAUCUUGGAGGAGAAAGAUUUGGAGCUUUUGAAAUCUAGGCAAAAGCUGGAGGAAGUGAAUGCAGAGGUUGCAGAGCUUAAGAAGAUCAUGAGCAGUAGAGAAGAACAGCUUAUUCAAGCAACCACUAUGCUUAAGGAAAAAGAGGAACAUGUUAAGAUAUUACAAGACAAGUUGGAUGAUACAGAGCUGAAAGUCUCUGAAGCCGAAACCGUGAUUGAAAGAAUUGUUGGUCUCUCAAACGAAUUGGUUAUCUCCAUCAAGGAUGAAGAAUAUAAUACUUCAGCUGGACCAACUGACUACAUAGAAUUCGCGUCAAUGCAGCAAGUCUUGGAAAAACCAAAUGAUAAUUACAGGUUGCAGAAUAAACAACUACAAAAUGAGCUGGAGUUAGCUAGAGAAACCUUAAGAACGAAAGAGAUGGAGAUUCUAGCUGCAAAGAGAGCCCUGACAAUCAAAAACCAAGAGCUCAACAGUGUUCUUGAUAGAUUAGAUGAUCGGGAGAAAGAACUAAAGAGGUUGAAGGAAGAAAUGUUUGAAGAUGCUAGCGAUUUGAAGAAACUUUAUGCUUUAGCACAGGAGAGAAUUGGGGAGAAAAGUAUAGGAGACUUGGCCAUUGAAAAACUUCAACUGGAGGCAGCUCAACUGGAAGUUGAAGCUGCAACAAGUGCCCUGCAAAAACUUGCUGAAAUGAGUCGAGAACUAUUGAAUAAAACAAGCUUAAGUAUUGAAACUGAUAGUAACAUUGUCUUGCCAGAAAGCGGCAUUUACCCUGGGAUUGAAAAAAAGGAAUGCAUCACAGAAUUUCAAGCAGAAGUUGCCCGGCUUUCAGCUUUGACUGAUCAGCUAGUGAAAGAUGCUGGCAUUGCAGUCAAUCAAACAAGAAGUUGAUUUUGUGAUAUAGCUUACCUGGUACUGACUGAUUUGUUUACUAUAUCUGCCGAAUGCUUAUGGAGGUAUUUUGGACCAUUGUUGUGGCACCAACCAUAUUGUUGUCAAAUGUCAAGAUGUCCUUUGUUGUAUGACUGAGUGAUUCAAGAGUGUGUUUUUUGUGA